Messenger RNA from Zingiber officinale, 2942 nucleotides. Its product is annotated as subtilisin-like protease SBT2.2. Bases 231 to 2753 code for a protein of 840 amino acids. Gene Ontology annotation, biological process: proteolysis. NCBI's taxonomy places the organism in Eukaryota, Viridiplantae, Streptophyta, Magnoliopsida, Zingiberales, Zingiberaceae. The transcript is spliced from 10 exons. The record is from RefSeq and is a predicted model, not a curated record. Gene Ontology annotation, molecular function: serine-type endopeptidase activity.
UUAAAAAAUCAAAAGGAAAAAGCUUCAGACGAAUAUUUUCUCUCCACUUUUCUUAUUCGUCCUACUCGAUUGCGUUGUCAUCUCCGAAGGCAAGGUCCUUGGCGUUCAGUUGUUAGAGGUAGUGAAGAGGAGUGCUGAUCUUUGUCUGUGACAACUGCUCAAACUUCUGCUUGCAUGGAGGAGUUGAAGAUUUCUCAGCUGUGGUUCUGAGCUUCUGAAGGUGCCUUCAAAUGGAAGGAUUUCUGUCGUUGUACCUCUUGAUUCUUUCCUUCCAUGGAUUUUUGCUUUGGGGCUUUGGCCAAGAGGAUGCUGCUGUCUACAUUGUGAUCAUGAAGCAGCACCCUGUGACUCGUCACUUUGGUGAAAUGGAGUUUGGAGGCAGUGGGAUUAGUCAUGUGGAUUCUGGGAGUUUCAAUACCCUCAAUAGGCAAAGGAACUUUUCGAGCACAGAUAGGAAUUAUAAUUCAUAUCUGCUUCGGCUUCAGAAUUCUUUGUUGAGGAGGACAUUGAGAGGAGAAAAAUAUAUCAAGCUCUAUAGCUAUCGUUACUUAAUCAAUGGUUUUUCUGUUCUUAUCACUUCUCAACAGGCUGACAAACUUUUGAAGAGGCGUGAAGUAGCAAAUGUGUUACUGGAUUUUUCAGUUAGGACUGCAACCACACACACUCCUGAAUUUCUAGGUCUGCCUCAAGGAGCAUGGAUUCCAGAGGGAGGUCCUGAAGUUGCUGGGGAAGGAAUUGUCAUUGGUUUCAUUGACACAGGAAUUGAUCCAACUCACCCUAGCUUCUCAGACAAGCUUUCUAUUAAUCAAUUUCCAGUACCACAUCAUUUUUCUGGUAUUUGUGAAGUGAUGAGAGACUUUCCGGCUGGAUCUUGUAACAGAAAACUAAUUGGAGCUCGUCAUUUUGCUGCUUCAGCAAUAAUAAGAGGGGCUUUCAAUGCGACCGCGGACCAUGCUUCGCCAUUAGAUAGCGAUGGACAUGGGACGCACACAGCAUCCAUCGCCGCCGGUAAUUAUGGAAUCCCUGUUGUCGUGUCUGGCCAUCAUUUUGGGAAUGCAAGUGGCAUGGCCCCUCAUGCACAUAUCGCAGUGUAUAAAGCUUUGUAUAGAAGUUUUGGAGGUUUUGCAGCUGAUGUUGUUGCUGCUAUAGAUCAGGCAGCUCAGGAUGGUGUUGACAUCAUCAGUUUAUCCAUCACUCCCAAUAGGCGACCUCCCGGUUUAGCAACAUUCUUCAAUCCAAUAGAUAUGUCUUUGUUGGCUGCUGUAAAAGCUGGAAUUUUUGUUGUUCAAGCAGCCGGCAAUACAGGACCAGCCCCCAAGAGCAUGUCGUCUUUUAGUCCUUGGAUAUUUACUGUAGGCGCAUCCUCUCAUGAUAGAAUCUACAAUAACUAUCUUGUACUUGGCAACAACUUGACAAUUUCUGGAGUAGGACUUGCACCUGGAACAGACGGUAACUUGAUGUAUCCUCUUAUUACUGCCACUCAUGCCUUGAAAAAUGAAACAACAAUUGAAAAUGAACUGUACUUGCACGAAUGCCAGGAUUCAAGUCUAUUAAAGAAAAAAUUGAUUAAAGGAAAAAUACUGGUCUGUGGUUAUUCCAUCAGAUAUGUGCUGGGAUUAUCAUCCAUCAAACAAGCAUUGCAGACAGCAAAGGAUACAAGUGCAGUUGGAAUUGUAUUUUACAUGGAUCCAUUUGUUAUUGGCUUCCAACUCAACCCGACUCCCAUGCCUAUACCUGGUUUGAUAAUACCAUCACCAGAUGACUCGAAGCUAUUUCUGCAAUACUACAACAACUCCUUGCAUAGAGGCAAAAAUGCAAAAACCAUAGUCAAGUUUGGUGGUGUUGCAAGAAUACUAGGAGGCCUUAAAGCUAACUACAGUAUCUCUGCACCGAAAGUAAUGUAUUAUUCUUCUAGAGGUCCAGAUCCUGAGGACAAUUCAUUCCUUGAUGCCGACAUUUUGAAACCCAAUUUAAUUGCUCCUGGCAAUUCCAUAUGGGGUGCUUGGAGUUCACUGGGCACAGAAUCUGCUGAAUUCCAAGGUGAGAAAUUUGCAAUGAUGUCCGGGACGAGUAUGGCAGCCCCACAUGUCGCUGGGCUUGCUGCUCUGAUCAAGCAGAAGUUUCCAAACUUUAAUCCUUCAGCCAUUGCUUCUGCUCUCUCUACUACCACCACACGCAUAGACAAGCAAGGUGCGAUGAUCAUGGCGCAACGUGCAUACAGCAAUCCAGAUUCCACCAUGUCACCUGCAACACCAUUCGACAUGGGCAGUGGCUUUGUUAAUGCUACUGCUGCUUUAGACCCUGGACUAAUUUUUGAAUCAGAUUAUGGUGACUUUCUUUCCUUUCUGUGUGGGAUCAAUGGGUCUGCUCCAGUGGUUCUGAACUACACUGGCCAAAGCUGCUUGUUUUCAACCAAGACGGGCUCCGACCUAAACUUGCCUACCAUUACAGUAGCAUUUCUCAAUCAAUCUAGAACUAUCAUGAGAAGGGUUACCAACACUGCAAACGAUGAGUACUACAGCAUCAGUUGGAGUGCGCCCCACGGAGUCUCUGUUUCAGUAUCGCCUACCCGAUUUUUCAUCGGAAGAGGCCAGCAACAAAACCUAACUGUUGUCCUGAAUCCAACCAUGAAUAGCAGUUAUGCCAGCUUCGGGGGGAUUGGGAUUUAUGGAAGCCAAGGCCAUAAGGUGUUCAUUCCCUUGUCUGUCAUCAUGAAGACCAUGAACAAGGCCGCAUCAGAUAGGAACGACUGACUCUUGUGCUGGCACACUUGGAACUCAAUUCUUUAUUUAACAUUUGUACAUUUCUGAAGCAUCUGAUGCAGUCAAAAGUGUGAAUGCCCAAUAAUUUUGUGAAAUGCAACUUUUGCAACUUUUAACAGAAUAUGAUCAAACUAAAAAAAUGUCAUUUUGAUGCUGAAGAUUGCAUUUAUUCAUACUCCA